UCUUAAAUUGCUCUUUUUUCUUUUCCUCGUGCGGAAGCAAAGCAGGCAUUCGGGAGAAAUAGUGAAACAGCCCAGCCCUCACUUAUCUUGUUCGCAGAAAUAUGCCACCAACCUGGCGUGGCCUGUGGCCAGGCCAUGAUGGGACUCCGACGCCUCCGAGGUUCCUGAAGUUCAGGUCCUCCGAUGGCUUUAUCAUGUUCGUUGUGUCUUUUGCUGUGUUCACGGAUAUUCUUUUGUAUGGGCUAAUUGUCCCGGUUGCUCCCACGGCUCUUCAUGAAAGAGUGGGUUUGUCUGUUGAUGAAGAGCAAAGAUGGACGUCCAUCCUUCUAGCUCUAUACGGCGCAGCUUUACUAGCCACCUCGCCGGUUGCGGGCUACAUAGCGGACCGCUUUGACUCCCGCUACUGGCCCUUGAUCACCGGCCUGGUAGCUCUGGGGGCAUCGACCGCGUUGCUCUGCGUGGGGACGAACCUGACGCUCUGGAUCCUCGGCCGACUGUUUCAGGGCGCUUCUGCCGCUAUUGUCUGGACGGUGGGACUGGCGCUGAUGGUCGACACCGUCGGCCGGGACGGCCUCGGGCAGGCGAUGGGCUACAUCGGCAUGGGCCUGACCCUGGGCAUCAUGGGGGGCCCACUCCUCGGCGGCGUCAUCUACGGCCGCGGGGGUUACUACGCGGUCUUCGGGCUUGCUUUUGGCCUCGUCGGCGUGGAUAUUGUCCUCCGGUUGGUGAUGAUCGAAAAGAAGCAUGCCGUCAGAUGGCAGCAGCAGCAGCCACCGCCGCCGCCGCCGUCAAAAGACAAAGACGCAACCCAGAAAGAAGCCGACCAACCAUCCUCACCUUCCUCCGCCUCAUCAUCCGACACAAUCCCCGAAAAGGCCUCCGAUCUCGAGCAGCAACAGCAGCAGCACAUAAACCCCCCGCAACCCCAACAAAAACCAACGCAAGCCAACGCAAUCACGACCCUCCUCUCCUCCCCACGCAUGCUGGUCACCCUCUGGACAUACUUCAUCAUCUCCCUAGUCUUCAGCUCCUUCGACAGCGUGCUCCCGCUCUUCGUCGAAGACACCUUCGGCUGGGGCCAGCUGGGGCAAGGGCUGAUCUUCAUCCCGAUCUCGGUGCCGCACCUCCUCGACCCGGUGGUCGGAUACGUGAACGACAGGUUCCCCACGAUCCGCCGGUACCUGGCGGCGGGCGCGCUGGUCGCCACCGUGCCGGCCAUCGUCGCGAUGCGCUGCGUGACGGCCAACGCCCUCAACGACAAGGUGCUGCUCUGCGCGCUGCUGGCGCUGGUGGGCGCCUGCCUCGCCGCGCUCAUGCCCCCCGUCAUCGUCGAGGCCUCGUACGUCGUCCAGGAGAAGGAGGCGCGCAACCCCCACAUCUUCGGGAAAGGUGGCGCCAUGGCCCUGGCGUACGGCAUCCUCAACGUCGCCUUCGCCGCCGGCACCAUCGCCGGCCCCUUCUUCGCCGGCUUCAUUCGCCAGACUGCCGGCUGGGCCACCAUGACCUGGGCGCUGGCCCUGGUGACCGGCCUAUCGGCGGUUCCCGUCGUCUUGCUCCUGGGCGGGUUUCUGUUUCACAAAAAGAGGGGCAGCAGCGAGAAGAUGGAUGCCGGUGGUGGUGGCGGUGGUAGUGGCUCGAGCGAUUGAGAGAGCGGCUUCGAACAAAAUGUCUCUCAGAUGAUGCUUGUUAUAUACAUACAUUCCGGUAAGGACGAGGCGGCGGAUCUCACGACAUGU
Aspergillus fijiensis CBS 313.89 is the source of this 1736-nucleotide messenger RNA. Its product is annotated as MFS transporter. NCBI's taxonomy places the organism in Eukaryota, Fungi, Ascomycota, Eurotiomycetes, Eurotiales, Aspergillaceae. Bases 102 to 1646 code for a protein of 514 amino acids. Gene Ontology annotation, biological process: transmembrane transport. The transcript has 5 exons. The record is from RefSeq and is a predicted model, not a curated record. Gene Ontology annotation, molecular function: transmembrane transporter activity.